CAGUAGUAGUAGUAGUACAUGUAGUAGUAGUAGUAGAAGUAGUAACAGCAGCAACAGCAGCAGUAGUAGUAGCAGCAGUAGUAGUAGUAGUAGUAGCAGCAGCAGCAGUAGUAGUAGUUGUAAAUAUCAUAUUGAAAGGAAGCCUUUGGGUUAUCCUUUUCCUUUCCUUUAUACAUCCAUGUGGCUCUCCUUAUCCUAUUGUUUUUAUUUGUUCCUUACGUUUGAUGAUUAUGCAGGAUAAAUAAUAAUAACAUUAAUAGCAGGAGGAAGAAAAGGAGAUGCUGAUCAUGGCAUUUUUCAAAAUUUGCACUUGUCUUUGUAGUAUCACGUUGCAAGCUAUGGUAUUUACAAUAUUUCUUUUUUCUUUGUUUUUGUUCUUACAGAUAACACCCUCCAUGCCUACAACUCGCCCAUAACAACUCGUCUCAAUGAGGCAUUCAAAACACAUCUCAGUCUUGCGGACUGCCUAGCUACACAGCUCUAGAAACGUAACGUCGAAGGAGAAGCGCAUAGGGCGCUUACAAACCGUCCAACUCAACAUGAGGCUGCCGUUUUUAUCAGGCUUCCUGACCACCAGGAAGCUGAUCAUACUACUGGUUUGGUAUGCCAUCGCCAUGGUGAUAGCGAUAUUCACAUUCUCGCACACUCGCUGGAAAGAGGAAUCUAAUUUAUUACGUGUAUACAACUCUCUAUUCUUCGUGCCCAGCGAUGUGCCUCUUGUCAAAGACUCCUUACCCACCCGGCUCCCGGAAAACCUCUACCGGCGAAACUCAACAAACCGGUGGGAGAAUUCAAGUGUGUGGUUGCCCUUUGACCCCGAAACGGGGGAAUUCAGGUAUCGUUACGCCUCAAGGACGUAUCCGCAAAGAACUAGCAGUUUAGACGCGCUCAAAGAAAGCUUAUUACGUAGAUCAGGCAAUAGUAGUAAAUUGUCAACUCUGGUGCUUAUACGGAACAUAUCCAACGGGCAGCUCCUGUCGGAGACGCUCAACAAGGAUUUGUGGAGGGAAAGCGGGAAGGGAAGAACUCGCAACGAUUCGUUGGCUGGCGUCUUGCACGAGCUGGUCGGGGACGACGUAGAUGACCUCUUGGGGGAGGAUAAAUAUAAUUCUUACAAUAGCUCCAUGCUCCUUGCUGCCAUUGAAAGGAAUAUGCAGAAGAUACGCCAGGAGACGGAGAUUAGCUUAAAACACUUGUCGCACCUGACCGGGAUUUUAAAUGGGAGCAUGACCAGCAAUGGCUCCUCAAAAGAAGGGGAUCUUCCUGGAAAGCUCAAAAAUAGGAUUCAAGACGAUGCCGACCUCUUGCCUGGGGAUGCGAGGAUAGGUAUCAACCAGGAUCGUUUUGCCUACAAAGGAAGGACAAAACAAGGGAGUGAGAUGAGCGCCCUCGCUGUUAAACAAUCAGACAGGCCUAGUCUACUAAGUGUGCUAAUAGGAAAGGACCUUGUAGAUGAAAGUAAACCAAAGCCCGCUGCGAGGGCAAGUAUUAUACGAGAACUAACAAAGAAUGCUUCGGUUAAUUCGACAGCACCUAGUAAUUCUACCAGUACUCCACUUUCCACAGAAACUCCAGAAGUUGAUGGAUAUUAUCGCAUCGAUACGAGAAGGGUAAGUAUAUCUUUUUGAUCCUCUGAGUUUCUUUACCUAUUACUGUUUAGGGAUAAAUUAGGGAUUUUCUUUUCUUUCUGGAAUGACUGCAUAUCGAACACCAAGAAGAAUUUGAUUACCCUAGUGAUGAUCACGUCACAAUCUCUGUAUAUCAAAGAAGCAUGAUAAGAAAAAAAUUCACAGCCCAAACUUGGUAGGAAUUUGUUCAAUGGGGUCCAAGAUAUACAUGUAGCCACAUAUCUUUGAGCUCCAUCAAAGUCCUUGUAUUGUUGGCUUUAGUUCUAUUAAAAUGUUUAGAACCAGGUAAGAUGUGGUGAAUCUUAUGGUUAAUCUUGUGGAUCGAACUACUUCCUCAGUUUUCUCCCAAUACUCAUUGGGAAACAUUUGGCAAACACAUUGCUUUAAACGUAGUUAAGAGGUGCGAGAUAUGUCAAUGUGUCCGGUUCUGUGUUGCUAUUGUCUUGACAUUGUAAAAAUCAGGGAACAAUUGGUUGAGGAACAAGGACUCAGUCUUUUGCCAAUGCUAGUGAAACUUGACGAGGAACAAGGACUCGGUCUUUUCCCAAUGCGUGUGAAACUUGAAACUCUUAAAGAGUGAAGAACGCAAGACAAUACUAAAGUUUGUUAGAAGCUGCAUUGCCAUGGUGAGGGCAUAUGGUUUUGCAAUUUCCUUUCAGAAUGCAGUUUGUGAUAGAGGUGGUUAAAGUAUAAAUCAUCUUCAAUAAUAUUUUAGUUUUUGUUUGUAAAGAAAAACACAUGUCUGCAGGUCCUGUUAUGUACAUGUACAUUGUAGGCAGUGUUGACUCAUUUGAGAAUAAAAGGACCAUACUGUUGCAGUCAAUAAAUCUAAUUGUAAUAGCUAAGAAGAGAUAUGUUCUUGUUUCCUUUAGUUUCUUCAAAUUUUUUUAAAAUACAUACAUACAUGUCAUCUUGUUGAAAUUAAUAUAGACCCUUAAUACUCAUUGAUAAUCUGGACGUUGCUUGAAUAUACAAACCAAGCAGUGACCAGAGGUAUAUACAUGUAAACCCCUCAAAAAAAGUUUGGAAAUCUGAGUUUGGCCAUUAAUUUCUCCCAACUCUCAAUUUUGCACAAUGCAUAUUUGACAUCAUUCAAAAGGUCAUUUAAUUCUCUUUAAAAUGAUACCAUGCUUGUUAUGAUCAUGCCAUCACAAAAAGAGCAGCAUUCAAAAGUGUUGGAUGAGGUCUGAAUUGAAAAGCUGCAAAACGAGCAGAAAUAGUCAUGAAGGGUCAAUACAGAACAUGAUUCCAUUUUCUGUGUCAAUAGAGAUGAAAAUCCAUUCAAAUCAAGCCCCUGCUUCUGUAGUGAUGGUUCUGUGAGAUAACAUGGUUUGAGUCGUGGUUUGAAAUACCCAUGCAUGUUUGUUUGUUAUGUGUUUGAUUGUGCAGAGGUGUGUUUGAUUCCAUGUUAAUGUUGAUGUUAAGGUGCAUGAAAAUAAUUAAAAGAAACCACUGAGAAACCCACUCGUCACCACUGAAAAAAGAACAGUGACUUUCAAUAUUGUGUCAUUUUGCAACUUUCGAAUUUUGACCUUGCCCCACAUUUCAAUGCACUGCACCUCCUUGUGAACGAUAAUCACAUCAUGUAGGGUAUCAUUUUAAAGAUAAUUAAAUGCUCUAUUUAUUAAUAUAAUUACACAUUGAUAUUUACUCAAACUGAGGAGGAAAUAUCGAUCAAAGUCAGAUUUCCAAACUUUUUUGAGGAGUUUAUAUUGCCCUUAUUUGGCAUGUACAUGAAGGUGUUGUAUCUGCGGUUAGGAGGAAUUUGAACCUUUUUUUAUAUGAGCAAGACAUAAUCGAAGGAAGUUCAUAAUAAAAGGAAACAGUUCCACAUGCUGUCCUCUCAUACUCUUGUUACAAUAUGUACACAGCGUAUCUUAUCUUGAAGUUAA
Lytechinus pictus (painted urchin) is the source of this 3520-nucleotide messenger RNA. RefSeq lists its product as uncharacterized. Lineage: Eukaryota; Metazoa; Echinodermata; Echinoidea; Temnopleuroida; Toxopneustidae. The record is from RefSeq and is a predicted model, not a curated record. The transcript is spliced from 2 exons. The coding region runs from base 540 to 1628 and encodes 362 amino acids.